UUGUGCAUAUAACUUACCACCGCAGUCGGUCUCUGUUCUUGCCAGGUGCGGGAUGUCGCUAUCCUUCCUUCUCCUGGCCUUUUGGGCCAAUUUUGUUUGCAGCAUCGAGGUAUACAAUGAAGGAGUCAUUACUGAAGGAAUGGUGACUGAAGAGCUACAAGACGAUCCUCACUGUAUAAGUCACAUUCACAAGUUUUACCGUCAGAUGAAGUGUCAGCCAGAGAUGUCGCCUCACUCCAAAUGCCCUACAAGUUACAAGUGUCCCAACAUUGAGGACAGGAGCCCAGAACAUUGCUAUUGGGAUGGGAAUAAGUACCCCAUAGGACACAAUAUCACCGGGGUGUUCCACCCUCCCUGUACUUCCACAUGCCAGUGUGUUCGCCUGCACGAAGGGGUACGAUUCAAGUGCGAUCAGAAGGGAGACAGAAAGAGCUGCAAAUCUGAUCCUGGUUGCAAAAACUUUGGGUUUUAUGACGACUUCCACUGUUGCGAGAAGAGAGUCACCAGCUGUAACCAAGGCAAACAGGUGCAGUGUCAGUAUGACGGAAGAACCUACAAUGAAGGAGAAAUAUUCUUCACCUCAGAAGACAUCACAUGCUCACAGUGCAUCUGUGUCGCCGGCUUUAAUGGUACUAUUGCUGCUCCAUGGUGCCAGAAGCUGUCUUGUGUCCUGGAGCUGUGGGGGGAGACUCCGGAGAAGUUGACCCAGGGCUGUAUUCCAGUCUACAUCACAGAUAGCGGCUGCUGUCCCAUAGCCUUUAGAUGUCCUAAACCAAGCGAUGACGUAAUCAAGGCAGAAAACAAGACGUCUGCGGAGACUGACAAGACGUGCCAGUUUGGCAACCUCACGAUGGAGGUCGGAGAUAGACUCUCACCUUGGAACGAGGCCAGGGGAACAGGCAAAGACGCCGAGUGUAUCUGUGAGGUGCCACCCCUCGCCUCCUGUAUUGUCCAGCAAUUCCUCACUGAGGAUAUCCGACGGAAGUUGGCCAGGGAGGAUCUAGACUGGACGAAGGAUGGACUGUAGAAAAAUUUAACUACAGUAACGACGAAAACGACGAAUUGGUAGAAGAAUACAUAGUUUCUUACAUAGAAACUAUGUAACACAUCUAACGUUUGUUGUUACCGUUUUUUUAAAGUUUUUUUAAGUAUUUUUAAGUUGAAUAGUUGUAUUAAUUUUUUUAUGAUCAACUUCAAACCAAUAAUAUUGGUUAUUAUACUCUAAUAUAUGGAAAUAGUCUAGUCUAGUAAUAAUACAAUACUACUAAUUAUUGCAUUAUUGUAUUGCACUAAUGAUUACACUCCUCACUAAAUAUACAUUUUACUAUGCACCAACAAGUUUAUUCAAGUGGGUUGUAAGGUUUCAUUGUAGACUACAGAAUUCAUUCUUAAAACCGUUAACUUAAUUGUGAUAAUAGAAUGACAUUCACCAUGUUAAAUAUAUAAUAUAGACUCUAAAACAAUGGAAGAUAGUUUCUAAGAAUUAAACUUGUAAUACAAUAUUA
Molecule: messenger RNA, 1505 nt
Organism: Homalodisca vitripennis (glassy-winged sharpshooter)
Lineage: Eukaryota; Metazoa; Arthropoda; Insecta; Hemiptera; Cicadellidae
Exons: 9
Coding region: 53-1027 (324 amino acids)
Source: RefSeq, a predicted model, not a curated record